GAUCGAGAAGGAGCGAACUGAGGAGCUAUUGAAGGUAAGAGAGGAGACUUUGAAGAUGAAGGAGGAGGAGCUUGAAACAAGGGGGAAAGAGCGAGAAAAGCUUCAUACGGAGCUCAAGAAGUUGCAGAAAAUUAAAGAGUUCAAACCCACCAUGAGUAGAGAGAAAGAGCUAGAAAAGAAAGACAAGAAGAAGAAAGGUUGCCUUCAAAUGAAAAGGUCACCUCCACCUUACAUCCUAUGGCUCAAAGAUCAAUUGAGGAAAAGCAGGAAAGAAAAGAAUCUGUUGAAAUCGAAGCAACCAAUGAAAGAAAAGGAUCUGUUGAAACCGAAGCAAUCAAUGUCUGCGUUUUUCAUGUUCACAAAUGAGCGAAGAGCAGCUCUACUUGCAGAGAGCAAGAGUGUCUGGGAGGUUGCGAAGAUCACAGGUGAAGAAUGGAAGAACAUAACAGAGAAACAGAAGAAGCAUGAAAAGAUUGCAAAGCAAAACAAGGAAAAGUUGGAAGAAAUGGAGGCUUACAAGCAGAGGAAGGAGGGAGAGUCUGCCAAUCUCAAAAAAGAAGACGAUGAGGUUCACAAGCAAGAAGCCUUGCAAUUGCUCAAGAAGAAAGAGAAAACCGAUAACAUAAUCAAGAAAAUGAAAGAGAAUCACCAAAAGAAGAAGAAGAUUGCUUAUCCCAACAAGCCGAAGAAGCCCACAUCCUCAUUCCUUCUAUUCAGGAAUUGAGUGAAGAAGAUAAGCAAACCUGGAAUAAAAAAGUUGCAGGAGCCAAGAUGGAAUUGGAAGAGUACAACAAAUCUGCAGCAAUGGAGGAGGAAAACAACAACCCACAACAGUAAAAAGCAAGCUUGAAUAUUGAUGAAGGUGGCUCUACUUCUGUCAAUGUGUUCAAAAUUAUUUCUUUUCGUGUUAACAUCUGUUAACUACUAUUGACCCCCCUGGGCAUGUUAACAUCGUUGAUUUUUACUUUUUUUUUUUUUGCCAUUUGAAUAUUGAAUCUCUAGUUUGAGAUUGAAUUAGUAUGAUGAUUCAAAGUAGUUUGCAAAAUCAACAAAGUUGUGUUUUCCAAA
Camellia sinensis is the source of this 1068-nucleotide messenger RNA. The record is from RefSeq and is a predicted model, not a curated record. NCBI's taxonomy places the organism in Eukaryota, Viridiplantae, Streptophyta, Magnoliopsida, Ericales, Theaceae.